Messenger RNA from Microplitis mediator, 3689 nucleotides. RefSeq names its product neprilysin-2-like. The coding region runs from base 1 to 2175 and encodes 724 amino acids. The transcript has 10 exons. Lineage: Eukaryota; Metazoa; Arthropoda; Insecta; Hymenoptera; Braconidae. The record is from RefSeq and is a predicted model, not a curated record. Gene Ontology annotation, biological process: protein processing. Gene Ontology annotation, cellular component: plasma membrane. Gene Ontology annotation, molecular function: metalloendopeptidase activity.
AUGUUGAAUGUUAACCAAAAUAUGAUUUGGGGAAAGAAAAAGUUGUUUUCAGAAAAAAGUUUUUUAAUUAUUUUUAUUGCUAUUAUUCCAUUAAGCAAAGGAAACCUUACAAAACCAGCUAAAGCUUCAAACACUUGCUUCACACAAGAAUGUAAUGAUACCGCAUCGAGAGUUAUCAAAUACAUGGAUCCCACAGUUAAUCCGUGUGAUAAUUUUUAUAAAUUUACAUGCGGGAAUUUCAUAACUACUACCAAGAUUCCCGAUGACAAGGAUUCAGUGGACAUUUUCAGUACUAUCACUGACCAAGUUCACAAACAAUUGAAAUCAAUCAUUGAAGAGAAUAUUUCUCAAAAUAUGUCGAAGCCUUUUAGGCUUAUUAAUACUAUGUACAACAUCUGCAUGAAUCACUUUGCUAUUGAAAAGGACGGACUGUCUCCUUUACUAAGUAAAUUAAAUAAAUUAGGAGGCUGGCCCGUUUUAGAAGGAAAUAAAUGGAACGAAGAUACUUUCAACUGGACCAAUUCUCUCUAUUUAUUACGAAAUAUGGGCUACUCUGUAGAAUAUCUUUUUGGCUUUGAAAUCGAAAGUGAUUACAAAAACAAUACAAGAAAAGUUAUUAACAUAAAUUCACCUGAGUUGGCAUUUGAUAGUGAAUUAUUAUCAAGUGAACAAGAGAAUAAACUAAUCAGAGAAUAUAAAAAAUAUAUGAUAAAUACUGCAGUUCUUCUUGGGGCUAAACGUCAGUUUGCUGAACAUGAACUCAAGGAAGCACUUUUAUUUGAAAUUAAAUUAGCUAAUAUUAGUUUGCAAAAUGAAAAAGCAGCACCUAAACGUUUUGAACUGAUGACUAUAGCUGAAUUAGAAAAUAAAUAUCCCAGUAUUCCUUGGUUAGAAUACUUUAACAAAAUUCUUGAUCCUCAUGUGAUUUUAGAUAAAAAUGAAGAAAUAUGUGUACAUUAUCCAAAUUUCAUAUCAGAAUUUGAAAAACUUAUUAAUACAACUUCAAAACGAACUCAAGCUAAUUACAUAAUAUGGAGGGUUAUUGUUGAUUCGGUGCCGUAUUUGAAUAAUGAGAUCCGCGAAAAACAAUUCGAUUUUUUGGCAGCAACAACCGGUCUUACAAAAAGGGUGCCCAGAUCAAAUGAAUGCUUAAGCAUAAUUUCGAGUGAAAUGUCUCCAAUUAUUAACGCUCUGUAUGUAAGAAAAUAUUUUCACAAAGACGCUAAAAAUAAUACCAUCGAAAUGGUUAAUGAUAUAAAGAAUCAGUUGAAAAAAACUUUGAAAACAGUUGACUGGAUGGAUGAAAGCACAAGAAAACACGCUUUAGCUAAAGCAGAUGCCAUGAUAAGUCAUAUUGGAUACGCAGAUGAGCUUUUAUAUGAUGAAAAAUUGGAAGAAAUUUUCAAAAAUUUUCAGCUCAAUGAUACUGAUUCGUACUUACAAGCAAUAUUGAAUUUAAAAUUAUACAACGUUGACACAAUCCUUAGACAAUUUCGAAUACCAAUUGAUAAAAAUUAUUGGAUGACUUACGUAGAUCCAAUAGAUGUUGAUGCAUUUUAUUUGGCCUUUCAAAAUAUCAUUCAAAUUCCAGCAGCUAUUCUUCAAGGUGCUUUUUACAAUAAAAACCGCCCGCGAUACAUGAAUUAUGGUGCAAUCGGUUGUUUAAUUGGCCACGAAAUAACACGUGGUUUUGAUACUACAGGAAAGUUGUUUGACAAAGACGGCAACAUGGUUAAUUGGUGGGAACCAUCGACGAAUAAAAAAUAUAUAAAAAAAUCGCGUUGUUUCAUUGAUCAAUAUAACAAUUAUAUAGUCAAAGAAGUUGAAAAAAACAUAAGUGGAUUAAAGACUCUUAAUGGAAAUAUUGCUGACAAUGGAGGAAUAAAAAUAGCUUAUUUAAGUUAUAAAACUUGGGCAAAAUCGCGGAAACCAGAACCACCACUUCCGGGACUUGAACGUUACACACCGAAACAAAUGUUUUGGAUCAGUGUUGGACAAAUGUGGUGCUCUUUACAACGACCUGAAGCUUUGAAUGCUUGGUUACUUAUAGAUGAUCACAGUCCGGGAGAAUUUCGGGUACUAGGAUCGUUAUCAAACUUGAAAGAAUUUUCAGAUGAUUUUAAAUGCCCACUGGGUUCUCCAAUGAAUCCAAAAAAUAAAUGCGCUGUAUGGUAAUCAUUCGCGAAAGAAAAAAAAUAUUUAUGACAUAGGUUUAUAGUGCAAAUUUUAAUAAUACUAAUUUUUUUUUUAUAAAUACAUUCAAACUAUUAAAAUAAAAGACCCAAUUAUAAAUAUAGAUUUACACUGUAAAAAGAGUGGUGUUAAAAAUGGACUCAUUUUAAAUCCGCGCGGUGCUAAAAUGAGUAGGAGGACAGGAGGAGUAAUUCGGCGGUGUUAAAAUACCGGUGUAAAAGCGGGGUAAACUGCGCCCACUCAGAGUAUCAAGUUUGGAAAGCUUAUAAAACGCAAAAAAUGUCUUCACACACACACACACACACACACACACACACACACACACACACACUAGUGGGGCUAGUUGAACAUAGUAAGGGGCUAGUUGUGCAAUGGCUAAAAUAAAUGGAAUGACUGUUUAAAAUGAUAUGAAUACAACAUAAAAUCGUGAUUAACAAGCAAACAUUUAUUUAUUAUGAUUGUUGCAUACUUAUAUCAUUGUUAUAACUCUGAUAUUUAAAAUAAAAUCAAACAAAAUUAAAACUUCCCAAUCUUUGAAUUAUUAUUACUCUUUUUGUAUUUAGAAUUAUAUAUUUAAGAAUAAUUAUUAAAUAAAUCAAUAUCAAACGAAAGAAGUGACUAAUUAUGAGACCAAAAAUAUUGCUAGAUGAUUAACAAUCACAAAUUAUUAAAUCAUUUUUCUUUAUCCCUUAGUCGAAAGUACGCACUUCCCUCCCUAAUUUUAAGGCCUAAAGUCUCAUUUCCCUCUCCUAGUGGAGUUACACGCGCCCCACUUACAUCGCCGGGAGCAAAAAAUUUUUUCGUGCCUACGGAAACAGCCGGCUGCUGCCAUCUACUGAACGUCUACCACUUUAUCAAUAAAAUUUUUGACGAUAACAUCAUAGAUCGUUGCUUUAUUUAUAUGUACGUCAGUGUUUUCGUGUCUCGUUGUUUGUGAUAUUUUAAGUAAACAGUGUACUUGCAAUAAUAAAAUGACUGAAAAAGUAUCAUCUGAUGACUCUAUGGACGAGGAUGAGGUGAUAAAAGAUUUUGAUGCAGAGGCGAGGUUAAUUAUUGAAAGAUUAUGUAUUCAUUUAUAUAUUAUUUAUUGGCAGGAAAAAAAUCUUGUUCAUAGGCAUAAAUUUAUUUCUUUCGAAAAAAAAUAAUUAUUUUUUAUUUUUAUUUUUUAUAAGUAUAAUUAUGUCUUUUUUUUUGUUUUGUUUUUGAUGCCUGCCCCCGCCGACCAGACGCACUCGCUUCGCUCGUGCUUUCAAAUGUCGCGGGGCAGGCAUCAAAAACGCAACAAAAAAAAAAAGGGAGACGGAAAAAAAUUAAAGUUUUAUGUAUGUCCGAAAGAGGCGCGUCAAUAGGGAGCAAAUAAAAAAAACAUGGCCGACCUGUCAGCUGAAGGCAGAACGUGGUUGUGUUGUUUAUAGUAUUCAAAAAUGUAAUUAAUAAACGUACUUUCGACCAGGUAUAAAGAAAAAUCGUAUACACCACACGGGAAGAUAGUUAAA